AUGGCUCCACCCGGCGAGCACUAUUCCUUGGACGACUUCGUGAAGUUGGACAAAAUUGGCGAAGGCACUUACGGUGUAGUGUACAAAGGGAAGCACAAGAAAACCAACAAACUUGUCGCCAUGAAGAAAAUUCGUCUUGAAGGCGAGGACGAGGGUGUUCCAUCGACGGCAAUUCGUGAGAUUUCACUGCUUAAGGAGCUUACGCAUCCGAAUGUAGUCGCUUUGGAAGAUGUCAUCAUGCAGGAAAAUCGUCUUUAUCUGAUAUUUGAGUUUCUCUCAAUGGAUCUGAAAAGAUAUUUGGAUCAGCUUCCUGCCGACAAGCGGCUUCCACCUGCCGAAUGUAAGAGCUACAUGUUCCAGAUCUGCCAGGCCAUCUGCUUUGCUCACCAACGCCGUGUGAUCCAUCGUGACUUGAAGCCACAAAAUCUCUUGGUUGAUGGCAAAGGCGCUAUAAAGUUGGCCGAUUUCGGUUUGGCUCGAGCAAUCGGUAUUCCUGUGAGAGUGUACACUCAUGAAGUUGUUACGUUGUGGUAUCGUGCUCCUGAGAUUUUACUUGGGACACAGCGCUAUUCAAUGGGUGUUGAUAUCUGGUCCAUUGGAUGUAUCUUUGCCGAAAUGGCAAGCAAGAAGCCAUUGUUCCAGGGAGAUUCAGAAAUCGACGAGCUGUUCCGUCUUUUCAGGAUUCUUGGCACUCCCACUGAGGCUGAAUGGCCAGGAGUCAGUCAGUUACCGGACUACAAGCCAACUUUCCCCAAGUGGAAGGGCAGCUCUUUAGCUGAAAAGAUGGCAAACUACAUGGACCAUGAUGCUAUUGACUUGCUAGAAGCAAUGCUUGUGUAUGAUCCAGCUCGUCGCAUCUCAUCAAAGAAGGCGCUACAUCAUCCAUAUUUUGACGAUGGACACGCCAGCGUUCCAGCAGGAGCAUACCGCGGCGAACUGCAACUCAACUAG
This is a messenger RNA of Ostertagia ostertagi, 951 nucleotides long. The record is from the annotation of a GenBank genome assembly. NCBI's taxonomy places the organism in Eukaryota, Metazoa, Nematoda, Chromadorea, Rhabditida, Trichostrongylidae.